AUGUCUAAAAAGUCUCUGUCGACAGUGGCAAUCACAGACAAGGUAUUGUCGACACUCCGACCAGCGAAAAAUUUCAGCAAUCACGAAGGCGCCUCGAUUACCAGUCUUGAUUUUGACGACUCGGGCCAAUUUCUACUAUCUGCUGGAGUCGAUCGUCUGAUCCAGCUCUACGACUGUCACAAGGGCACAAAGGUUAAGGUCAUCCCGUCACAAAAGUAUGGUGCCCAUCUAGCAAGAUUCACUCACCACGACAAUUGCUGCCUACAUGCCUCGACACCGGCUUCCGAAACUGACGCGGACCACUCUGUCAGGUACUUGUCUCUUACGACAAAAUCAUACUUGCGUUACUUUCGUGGCCACAAGGACCAAGUGACGUGCCUUGAGGUAAACCCUGUGAGUGAAACGUUUUUGAGCGCUAGUGCCGAUCACACUGUAAAGCAUUGGGACCUCAGAGCCACAACACCUCUGGGUAAUGUUGUGGCAGGACAAACCUCAUUAGUGGCUUACGACCCGCAUGGAAUUGUGUUUGUGGUAGCCAAGGAUCCUGACGCUGCGGAUGAUUCUGGGAAAGGAACUGUCCAGUUCUACGAUCUCUCACACUACGAGAGAGGCCCCUUUGCUACGGCUAGCAUAUAUUGCACUCCAGGUCAGAGAUGGACAAAGACCGAAUUCUCAAAUAAUGGUAAACUUCUCCUCAUAGGCACCGACUCUGCUGACCACUACAUCCUUGAUGCCAUGCUGGGGAAACUUCUCACUCGUCUAAGCCAGCUGAAAGAGCCACAGGUGGGAUGGCUACGCUUCAAUUAUGCCUCUUCGGGGCUGGUUUCCUUCACGUCUUGUGGAAAGUUCGUUCUAGCAGGGUCGCCUAGUGGAAAGAUUUCUCUAUUUGACUUGUCCACUGUCAAGGCCUCGGAGAAGAACCCUUCUGUGGUCAAACCUUUCGACGUUUUAAAUGGCUAUGGAAUCUCUAAAAUUGUUGCCUGGAAUCCAAAGUUACUCAACGUGGCAACCGCUGACGACCUGGUUGUUUUGUGGGCCCCUGACGUAGAUGGCGACUUGAUAUAG
Candidozyma auris is the source of this 1065-nucleotide messenger RNA. It is a transcript of the gene SWD2, whose product is annotated as WD-repeat containing protein SWD2. NCBI's taxonomy places the organism in Eukaryota, Fungi, Ascomycota, Pichiomycetes, Serinales, Metschnikowiaceae. The record is from RefSeq and is a predicted model, not a curated record. Bases 1 to 1065 code for a protein of 354 amino acids. The transcript has a single exon. Gene Ontology annotation, cellular component: Set1C/COMPASS complex. Gene Ontology annotation, molecular function: protein binding; chromatin binding.